UUAACGCAUAGAGAUGCACGAUACAACUUGAUAUAGAAUAGUGAAAAAUUAGCAGUAUGAAGAUACAUAAUUAUAUUUUUUGUAUUAUUUUUUGUUAUUUUUGUCGACAAUGUGCAAGUAAAGAUAUUUUCUUCCCUUUUGGCACAGCUGAGGGUGACUCCAGCGUGACUAUCAAUGAUGACGGAAGCUCGGGUAUAAUUUAUCUAUCGACACUUUUUCCCUUUUUUGAUCAUAUUCAUGAAUUUCUUUACGUAAAUACAAAUGGCGUCAUAUCAUUCUUAAGGGAAGUAAGCCAGUAUACUCCAGAUCCGUUCCCCCUUGGUAAUGAUCGACGACUGGUAGCUCCAUUUUGGGCUGAUGUAGACACUAAUAAUGGUGGCAGAGUCUACUACAGAGAAGUUGUGCGUCACAAUAACGAAGGUCUGGCCGACCGAGCUACAAAUAUAGUGCGAGAUACGUUCAUAGACCAAAAUGAUUUUACGGCUACUUGGCUGUUCAUUGCUACAUGGGAUAACGUGUCGUAUUAUGGAUCUAACAACAUAAAUCCUAGAAACGAUUUUCAGGCGAUAUUGGUUACAAAUGGACGUCAUUCAUUUACUUUUUUCCAUUAUGGUGACAUUGAGUGGACAACUGGCGCGGCGAGUGAUGGCAACCCGGACACCGGUCUAGGUGGUACACCAGCACAGGUAGGCUUUAAUGCCGGAGAUGGACGAAACUUCUACUCAGUGCCUGGUUCAAGAAACGCGUCGAUUGUCGAUAUAGAUACUACGACAAACGUAGGUGUAAUCGGACGCUGGGUAUUUCGAAUAGACGAGGAGAACGUGAUUGAAGAUGGUUGCCACAAUGAAGUCAAUACCGGAACGCUUACAGUCUUUCCAUCUACUGGUCUAAUGCUUGGAGGGAAUACUGUCCUCAUCCAAGGUCCGUGUUUUGAUGUCGAAAACAACAUCACCUGUAAGUUUAUUGACCCGGAUACGGGUCCUGAAACUCAAGGUGUUGUUCUUAACACAUUAAAGGCGGAGUGUGUGACGCCCAUUCUUUUCCAGACUGGACGAAUCAGGCUUUACGUGUCAAAUGAUGGCGGGCUAACAUUUGGAUUUGAGGGCGUUUUUACAUUACUCAACAUAGAAGAUGUUGCUGCUCCAGUAACUGUAGAUUAUACAUCUUCACCAUCCAUAUCGGUUACUUGGGAUACCUCAUUUACACCGCACGAAACUGUUAAUAUUGAAUUAUUCAUCUAUGCGGAGGAUUGGACAACUUUACAGGUCACACUCGAUAGAAUGAUGAUAACGGAACAAGUUGAUGGAACUGCUGGUAUAAUCAGAUUUCACGCUGAAGAUGUACCGGUAAGCAGUAACGAUCAUAUCGGAAUUGUAAGAGUUUCAAAGUGGAACAACCAGGACGAUUUGUAUGUACAAAGUAUCUGGAGUGAGGUUAUGGAUCUAGGCUGGUUGCAUGCAGCUCAGAGCCCUUUUGGCGAUUUCAGGGGUGAUACGUGGUGUGAUGAUUGGGGAAAACUAGAGGACAGCCUCGGUAGCUUCCUCGAGGAUAUGCAACAGUGCCCGUGCACCUUGCAACAGGCGUUAGUCGACAUUGGACGGUUUACCCCACACUCAGCGUGCUACCUUCCUAGCAAUUUUCUGUUCGGUUGUGAAACGUUCAAGUACGUUCCUCAAUGCGUUCGAGCAAAUACACCAAGUGAGUCUGGUAGUGGGGUAGAGUGUUGUUACGGACCUGAUGGUGAACUACUUAACAUUCAAGAUCAACUAUAUGCUGGAUUUUUUCAUCGACGCCAUAACCAAGCAUUGACACCACAUGGGAAAAUUGGACAAGUGCCUUACUUGUCCCAUUUUGCAGCCGACAUUUUACCAUUACGAUAUUGCUGUUACUAUUCGUAUCUAGAAUGUGAAAAUUUUAAAGAUAGGCGUCCCUCAGACGAUUGCACAAGCUAUGUGCCACCAGCAAUAGGCGGUGGUAAUGGUGAUCCUCAUAUCCGCACACUAGACGGUACGUCUUAUACAUUUAACGGGCAUGGCGAGUAUACAUUUGUUGAAGCACUCAACGGACAAUUCGUCAUGCAGUGCCGGACAGAACCAAUCACAGGAAGAAAUGCAACUCGGUUUACUGCAAUGGCUGCAGCAUUUGACGGAACAGAUAGUGUUCACAUUGGCCUAAGUGAGCGUAGAGGACUCGAUGCUCGCAUCAAAUCCGAGAGUGGAUGGCAAUUGGUUGACUUUGAACGUACCCAAUACUGGACGUUUAACGGAAUAUCAGUUUAUAAACCAGACGAUGGAGAGGUCAGUAUAAUGGUAAUCUUCGAAGUUGGCAUUGCAUUUACCAUUAAAGAAACUAAUGACGUCAUGUCAAUAAUAUUUUACGGAACUGAAUCGAUGAAAGGAACCACAAGAGGGCUUCUAGGAACCUGGAAUGAUGAUAAAAACGAUGACUUCUUUACACCUAGUGGCAACGUCAUUAGUAUAAACUCUACAUUACAAGAGAUACAUUACAACUUCGGCCAACUAUGGAGCAUUGAUCCACAAGAUGCUCUAUUUUACUAUGAGCCAGGAGAAGCCCACAAUGACUACAGUAAUCCUACGUUUGUGCCACUAUUUGAGAUUCCAAACAACGUUGAUGCCGAUGAAGUCAAACGGGUUUGUGGCGACAACUUCGAGUGUAUGUUUGACUACCAAGCCUCUGGAGAUCCAGAGAUUGCACAGGCUACCCGAACGAACGUCGAGAAUUUGAAUAAUGUCGUGGCAUCUUCUGCACCAGUUGUAGCAUGUCCUUUUGUUCCUGUGCCGAUCAAUGGCACCAAAAAUGGUACUUCAAAUAUAGAAGGUAGUCACCUGAUAUUUACCUGUGACCCUGGAUUUGAUCUUCUCGGAAGUGACGACAUAGUCUGUCAAGCAAAUGGAACUUGGUCGAGCGACGCACCAAUCUGUCAGCAAAUAUUGUGUAGGUUUAUUGAGACACCAGUUAAUGGGAAGACGAAUGGUCAACAACAGACAGUUUGCAGUGUUCUUCAAUUCAGCUGUGACGAAGGGUACGAAGUGCAAGGAUCAGAAGAGAUAAUAUGUCAAGAAAAUGGCGAAUGGUCUGGAGAACCGCCAAUAUGUGAUGAAUCCACUUCCUUACCUCUGAUUAUUGGCCUUUCGGUGCUUGGCGUGUUUAUUGUCAUCAUUUCUAUUGUUCUCAUCUUAUACGGAUGCAGUAAGAAAAAUAAACAAAAGAAAGUCUACGUUCAACCAAUGACGGACCUUCAAGACAGUGGAAAAUGUGCCGUCAGUGAGAACGCAAAUGCAACUACAGAACAAUAAAAAUAAGACUUCAUCAACAUUAGCCUGUAUAGUAUUUUUAAUUUUAUGUAGAUUGUCUAAUUUAUAAUAAUUUCUUCUCAAUAACUUAAACAUUUAGAAAAUGAAUAGAAGAUGCAUAAUUUAGAUGUACAAAUAAUUGACUAAUUAUUAUUUUAAAGUUAUUAACACAUUUAGAAUGCCUAAAACAAUAUUGUUUACAUAGGUGCUUUUUGUUAUCUGCGUAUUUUUGAUGUAGAUAUAAGUUGUUUGUAUCUAAGAAUAACUGGGUCCUUAGGCUUCGUGUAUCUUUUACAAUAAGCUAACGCUAGCAUCUAUCACAUAUAUUUCAAUUACUGAUUUCAAAGAAUGUGAUUUGUAAAGGUAUAGUAAAGCUUAAGAUUAAUCGUCAAAUAAACUUUUUGCUGUUAUUAUUUAUUAUCACACAUUUCCUGAUAACCUUGUUAUUAUUUAUUAUCACACAUUUCCUGAUAACCGAAUCCCAUGUGGAUAAUUUAUUGGUUAACAUAAUACAGUAAGGCAGUAUAGUGCAUAAACACACCCUCCCGCUGGGAGCCUAUUUCACUCAUAUGCUUUUAAAUCACUUUAAAUACAAGUAUCCUAUUCGAUAUUCAACAAGCUGAAAAUAAUGAACAAUGAAGGUCGUAUCUUAAAGAUAUCUGACAGAUUGGCCACUUUGAUAUCAGAGCUAUAUUAAAAUAAUGAGGUCAGACAUUUUAAAAGAAUGAAUAAAACUAAAAGUCUACCUGGAUCACUAAAAUUCCUUCGUGGUCUAGUGGUAUUGACGUUCACCACAUAUGCAAAAGUUUAUCGGUGCGAGUCCUGGGUGGAGCUGCGUUUUUAUUUUACUUUUCUUUUUCUCCUCUGUUACGUUUAUAU
This is a messenger RNA of Anneissia japonica, 4193 nucleotides long. RefSeq names its product sushi domain-containing protein 2-like. Lineage: Eukaryota; Metazoa; Echinodermata; Crinoidea; Comatulida; Comatulidae. The coding region runs from base 57 to 3317 and encodes 1086 amino acids. Gene Ontology annotation, biological process: cell-matrix adhesion. The transcript has 17 exons. The record is from RefSeq and is a predicted model, not a curated record.